Molecule: messenger RNA, 625 nt
Organism: Pistacia vera
Lineage: Eukaryota; Viridiplantae; Streptophyta; Magnoliopsida; Sapindales; Anacardiaceae
Product: sodium/hydrogen exchanger 5-like
Exons: 5
Coding region: 105-527 (140 amino acids)
Biological process (GO): regulation of pH; sodium ion transport; proton transmembrane transport
Cellular component (GO): endosome; membrane
Molecular function (GO): sodium:proton antiporter activity
Source: RefSeq, a predicted model, not a curated record
CAAGUUAAAGAAGAAGAAUUUGACGAUAGAAAUCGAAGACAAAAGAAAAGAGAGCAAGUUUCAGAAUUAACAAAUCAAUCCUCGUCGAUUAGGUCACGCAGGUAAUGGAAUUGCAUUCCACGAGUAUGGAGGCAUUGCAUAUAUCUCCGGCCGACGAUCCGCGAGGAAGUCCAGGUAAGGCAGCCGGAGUCGGCAUACUCCUUCAGAUAAUGAUGCUUGUUCUCUCUUUCGUCCUCGGCUACGUUCUCCGUCGUCAUCGCUUCUAUUAUCUCCCUGAAGCCAGCGGUUCUCUUCUCAUAGGUUUACUCGUUGGUGCACUUGCAAACAUAUCUGAUACCGAAACUAAUAUUAGGACAUGGUUCAAUUUUCACGAGGAAUUCUUCUUCCUGUUUUUGUUGCCUCCGAUCAUAUUUCAGUCAGGCUUCAGCUUGGCACCUAAACCAUUCUUUUCUAACUUUGGAGCCAUUGUAAGACUUGCUAUACUGGGAACUUUUAUAUCUUCAAUGGUUACGGGCAUCCUAGUGUAAGUGUUUCUCUAUUUAGAUAAUUACUAUAUCAUUACAUUGACUCAGUGUAGAUGGAUUUUGAGCAUCUGGAUAAGUUAUGAGCUCAAUAUGAACUUCAU